Messenger RNA from Olea europaea var. sylvestris, 874 nucleotides. RefSeq names its product BAHD acyltransferase DCR-like. The coding region runs from base 43 to 762 and encodes 239 amino acids. Lineage: Eukaryota; Viridiplantae; Streptophyta; Magnoliopsida; Lamiales; Oleaceae. The record is from RefSeq and is a predicted model, not a curated record. The transcript has a single exon.
AGGUUGAAAUUCAGAGCAAAUAACCCGGCCCGAAAGCCCGAAAUGUCGGGCCCUGAAGGAGUGGAGAUUGUUGGGAAACAGAGUAACGAUGAGUGGGUAGUUAAUAACGGUGAAAACCGUAAAGUUAACGGAAAAAUAACUUCCGUUUUGGAGGAGCUCAUGUUCAAGAAUAGUACCAAUAAAGGGCAGAUAAAUCCAACGGCUUUGAUUUCAUCAUUUCAGUCACUUUCUGCUCAACUUUGGCGGUCGGUAACACGUGCGAGGCAAUUAGACGGGAACAAGGUAACGACGUUUAGAAUGGCAGUCAACUGUCGACAUAGGCUAGAGCCGCGUCUCGAACCGCUCUAUUUUGGAAACGCCAUUCAAAGUAUUCCAACCAUUGCUAAAGUUGGGGAGCUUUUAUCGAAAGACUUGAAUUGGAGCGCAAAUCAGCUGCACAUGAACGUCGUGGCACACCAAGAUGUUACCGUGCGUCAAGGUGUCAAGGAUUGGGAGAGCAAUCCGAGGUUGUUCCCACUAGGGAAUUUUGACGGUGCGAUGAUCACUAUGGGAAGUUCUCCAAGAUUUCCAAUGUAUGAUAAUAAUUUUGGAUGGGGUCGACCAUUGGCUGUUAGAAGCGGCAAGGCCAAUAAAUUCGACGGUAAGAUCUCGGCCUUUCCUGGGCGAGAAGGAAAUGGAAGUGUUGAUCUUGAAGUGGUUUUAGCUCCGGAGACGAUGGCUAGUUUAGAGAUUGAUAUGGAGUUCAUGCAAUAUGUUUCGUGAAUGAAUGGAUUACUGUAUUAAAAUAUGUUUACUUACACUCGAAUUAAUCAUUGUGUUUGUCAUUCUAUUGACAAAUAUUAAUUUAAAAUUUUAUUGGAUCUUGUGACGUAAA